Messenger RNA from Microthlaspi erraticum, 348 nucleotides. NCBI's taxonomy places the organism in Eukaryota, Viridiplantae, Streptophyta, Magnoliopsida, Brassicales, Brassicaceae. The record is from the annotation of a GenBank genome assembly.
AUGACUUUGUUCCCCACCAAGUUUGAAAAUGGGAAGAUUGAGUACAAGAUAAGGUACAAGGGGAGAUCAAGGCCAUUCUCUAGAGCCAAAGCCUUGGUGACUUCAGAACAGUCCAGGGACCCAACCAAGCUAAAGGAGCUUCUGUCUCAAGUCCUCACUAUCACCCUUGAUGGUGUCAAGAGGAGCCAGCUCGACCGACAGCUCGAUCGAGCUAGAAACCAGGGCAACUCGAUCGAGCUUCCCAACUCGACCGAGUUUCGUUUGGGUUCUAGUUUACUGUUCUUCAAUUCAUCAUUCAAGCAAGGUACUUUAGUGAAGAAACAGAGUAACAAGGAUGACAAACAGUGA